Molecule: messenger RNA, 1458 nt
Organism: Coccomyxa subellipsoidea C-169
Lineage: Eukaryota; Viridiplantae; Chlorophyta; Trebouxiophyceae; Coccomyxaceae
Product: Nramp-domain-containing protein
Exons: 9
Coding region: 1-1458 (485 amino acids)
Biological process (GO): metal ion transport
Cellular component (GO): membrane
Molecular function (GO): cadmium ion transmembrane transporter activity; manganese ion transmembrane transporter activity
Source: RefSeq, a predicted model, not a curated record
AUGGCCGGCGCCGGGCUGCAUGCAGCGGCCUCGGCCGCGGCCGCUGCCUCCGAGCACGUGAAGUUAUUGAAGGGCUGGCGCGUGAGCGAUGGGACUCUCUCACUGGCGGAGGUCAACGGCUCAAUAAAGUGCCCGGACGUCGCAGGGGCCUGGUAUGCGAAGGCAGCAGCAUUCGCUGGGCUUGGGGGCAUGAUUGCUGUGGGCUACAUGGAUCCUGGUAACUGGGCCACUGAUCUCGAGGGAGGUUCCUCCUUCGGCUACAAGCUGCUCGUCGUGAUCCUGCUCUCCAAUUUUGCUGCCAUGUUCCUGCAGUCCCUGUCCCUGAAGCUGGGAGUCGUCGCUGAGCGGGACCUGGCCCAAGCCUGCCGCGACGCUUACCCCAAGGCAUGCCCCUUCACAAAAGGGUGGAUUAUGUGUAAGUGGGUGUGGCUGGUGUACAUUCUUUGGAUUCUUGCGGAGAUCGCGAUCUGUGCCACGGACCUGGCUGAGAUCAUUGGAUCGGCAACAGCGCUGAACCUGCUCUUCAACAUCCCACUGUGGGCCGGCGUCAUCAUCACAGCCGUGGAUGUGCUUUUCAUCAUUGCCUUUGGCAUGAAGAAUUUCCGAGUCCUGGAGGCCUUUGUGCUGCUGCUGUGCGCGACCAUCUUUGCCUGCUUCGUGUAUGAGAUGGCAGCAGUGAAGCCCAACUGGGUCGAUGUUGGCAAGGGCUUCAUCCCCGACCCAGAGAUCAUCACCAACACUAGCAUGCUGUACGUCGCCAUCGGUAUCCUGGGCGCCACGGUGAUGCCGCACAACCUGUACCUGCACUCCAGCAUCAUCCAGACGCGCGCGUAUCCGCGCACCGCCCUCGGCAAGAAGAUGGCCGUCCUGUACGGCACCUGGGACAGCACGCUCUCCCUCCUUGUAGCCUUCUUCAUCAAUGCCGCCAUCCUCAUCCUGGCGGCUGCAGCGUUCUUCUAUGGCAAGGAGAAGCACGAGGUGGCGUACAUCAGCGACGCCUACCGCCUGCUGGAGCCGGCCGUCGGCAACACCGCAGCCAAGAUCCUGUUUGGCGUCGCGCUGCUCUGCAGCGGCCAGAACUCCACCAUAACUGGCACCCUGGCAGGUCAAGUGGUGAUGGAGGGCUUCCUGAAGAUCCGGCUGAAGCCCUGGGUGCGCAGGCUUCUCACCCGUCUCAUCGCCAUCAUCCCUGCAGCCGUGGUGGCAGGGGUCAUGGGAGACGCCGGGGCUGGCAAGCUGCUUGUGCUGAGCCAGGUCAUUUUGUCGCUCACCCUCAGCGCAGCCGUCAUUCCCCUCGUACACUUCACCUCCUCCAAGUCCAAGCUGGGGACAUUUGUCAACGGCUGGUUUGCCACAAUAUGCGCCUGCCUGCUUGCUGCCAUCAUUGCCGGGCUCAAUGCCUACCUUGUGAUCUCCGCUAUCAUCACCAAUGAGUUUGGCGGCAUUGGGGGAGUCUGA